Molecule: messenger RNA, 915 nt
Organism: Acanthosepion pharaonis
Lineage: Eukaryota; Metazoa; Mollusca; Cephalopoda; Sepiida; Sepiidae
Source: the annotation of a GenBank genome assembly
AUGAGCGAGAAUAUCCUUGAUAAAUUAAUUGCUACUAUCGAUUGUAAACAAGGUGCUGUACGCAAUGUUAGGUUCAACAAUGAUGGUCAAUAUUGUUUAAGUUGUGGCAGUGACAAAUCCAUUAAAUUAUGGAAUCCUCAUCGUCAGUUGAUGCUUAAAACCUACUCUGGACAUGGCUAUGAGGUUCUUGAUGCUCAUUCUUCUGGAGACAAUAGUCAGAUUUGUUCUGGUGGCAUGGAUAAGUCUGUUAUCCUUUGGGAUGUUGCUUCUGGUAAAGUCUUGAGAAAAUAUCGAGGACAUGUAGGCACGGUCAGUUGUGUGAAAUUCAACGAAGAAUCUUCUGUCAUUCUCUCAGGUUCUGUUGAUGGUACAAUACGCAGCUGGGAUUGCCGUAGUCGAAAAAUGGAUCCAAUUCAGAUUCUGAAUGAAGCAAAAGACAGUGUGACAUCAGUACAAGUAUCUGACCAUGAAAUUUUGUCUGGAUCAGGGGACUGCCGGAUUCGUCGCUAUGAUUUACGGAUCGGACGUUUGAUUUGUGAUUAUGUUGGGAAAACUGUGACAUGUGUCAAUUUCACGCGUGAUGACCAAUGUGUCUUGGUCAGCUCAUUGGAUGGAGUUGUUCGUCUUUUUGACAAACAAACGGGAGAACUCUUGAAUGAAUACAAAGGUCACAAGAAUACUGAUUACAAAAUUGACAGCUGCAUGAAUGAUAAAGAUGACCAAGUACUGAGUGGUUCAGAAGAUGGCCAUGUCUAUAUUUGGGAUCUUAUUGAAGCAAAAGUAAAGAAGAAAUUGUACCAUGAGACAACUCGUCCAAUUCAUUCUCUGUCACAUCAUCCUAAAAGAACCUGCUUGCUGACUGCUUCAGGUGGUAAUAUUUAUUUGUGGUUGUCACCUUAUGAGACAGACCAGUGA